Diachasmimorpha longicaudata is the source of this 982-nucleotide messenger RNA. Its product is annotated as myophilin. The transcript is spliced from 4 exons. Gene Ontology annotation, biological process: actomyosin structure organization; actin filament organization. NCBI's taxonomy places the organism in Eukaryota, Metazoa, Arthropoda, Insecta, Hymenoptera, Braconidae. Gene Ontology annotation, molecular function: actin filament binding. The record is from RefSeq and is a predicted model, not a curated record. Gene Ontology annotation, cellular component: actin cytoskeleton. The coding region runs from base 153 to 662 and encodes 169 amino acids.
GGUGGGGAUGCCGGUAAUAUAGCGUCGCGACGUCCGGCAUUUGACUUAGUUUCCACUCAACACUCUUGGCACUGUCCAAAACAUUAUCGAAGUUUACCCCAUUACAACAAUCAUCCCGUAUUUUCUAAUAGUUUAAUCAAUCAGUCGACAAAAUGGCGCCACGUAAUAAGGAACAAGAAGCUGAAGUCCUGACCUGGAUCGAGGCAGUUUUGGGGGAGAAAUUACCCAAGGGUGAAUAUGAAGACCUCCUGAGGGACGGAAUUGUCCUGUGUAAUGUCAUCAAUAAAAUCGCCCCUGGAUCAGUGAAGAAAAUCCAGACGAAGGGAACCAAUUUCCAACUCAUGGAAAACGUCCAGAGGUUCCAAGCAGCAAUCAAGGCCUACGGAGUCCCGCAAGAGGAAAUUUUCCAAACUGCUGACCUCUUUGAGAGACGCAACAUCCCUCAAGUGACUUUGUGCCUCUACGCUCUUGCCAGAAUCACGCAGAAACAUCCUGAAUACGCAGGACCUCGUCUGGGCCCCAAGAUGGCGGACAAGAACGAGAGGACCUUCACUGAGGAGCAGUUGCGUGCUCAUGAAGGAGAACUCAACCUCCAGAUGGGUUACAACAAGGGUGCCAGCCAGUCUGGCCACGGUGGCUUCGGCAACACAAGACACAUGUGAAGAACCUUCCCUCAUCCCCAACAUAACUCUAAGAUCAUCACGAUUCAAGAAAUUAUUGCUGUCUCUGCUUUAAAAAAUCGUCAAAUGGCAAUAGCAGGAUGUUGUCAAUUAUUUAAACUCUCGCACAAAACAAACAACACACGCAUACAAUUACCCACCCCCACAUACACACAUAAACAUAUACAUACGUACACUUGUGCACUCAAAACACGAAGAAAACAAAAAAAAAGCAACAAUUGUUGCCUAAAAAUCGGCUAUUUGGAAAAUGUCAUGACAACGCGUCACAAAUAGCGAAGAAUGAAUAAAGAUUUUCUAUUUUA